Messenger RNA from Pieris macdunnoughi, 4149 nucleotides. NCBI's taxonomy places the organism in Eukaryota, Metazoa, Arthropoda, Insecta, Lepidoptera, Pieridae. The record is from the annotation of a GenBank genome assembly.
AUGAGUACCUUUAAGUUUAGUAUACCUUUGCAAAAGGACGAGUUAUUAGAAUGUCAUGCAGGACAAUAUCAUGUUGAAGAUGUCCUUUCACCAAGACUACUUUUAUCGAAAUUUCAAGAUGCUGCUCGAGCUUACAAUUCCGAGGGUGUUGAUUAUAUUCUUGAAUAUUUUGAUAUAUACUUCUCGGUAUUGGCUCAUGGUACAAAACUAGAGUGGAAUAUCAUAAAUAAAGGCUAUGAUCAUAUUCUGAGAACUAUUCAAAAUUUAUCUAGCUACUUAGAACCUAUACUGCAAGAAAGAGAUAUUGACAGUGAAGUCCGUAAUAAAAACCUAAAUAUUGUUAAAAUGACAAUUUAUUUAUUCACUCAAAUUAUGAAAACAAAGGAUACCAAAGUAGCAGCUGAUAAUUCAACUAAGUUGACUCUGGGGAAGAAAGGCAAGAAAACAACAGAAAGUGAUGAAAUCAGUUGUUGGACAGAACAUGACAAAAUGAAUGCCCUUGUUUCAAUGCACCAAAUUCUACAACAACCAUUAUCACGCCUUUGGGACCCACCUUUAGCCGAGCAAGAUUUUGUUUCAAUGGUUGUGGAGCCGUGCUAUGUGAUAAUAGAAGACCAGGCAAUAAAAAACAAAACAUUAAGAGAAACAGUAUUUCAAAUACUUGGAACUUUAAUUAAAAAAUAUAACCACGGUACAGCAUGUGUUAUUAAGUUGGUGCAGGUACUACAAAUGUAUGAACAUGCGGUGUCCCCGGUGUGUGCAGGUGUGGUUCAGUUGACCAAAGACUUUGGCCUGGGAACAUUCGCUCCUCAAAUGGUUCGUGAAAUAGCAGAAGCGUUGGCAUCCUCGGAGGAAGAAAACAGCGCAGGCACCGAACAAGGAGCGGCCAAGAACUGCGGAUCCUUCCUAUUGGAACUCACCAAGGAGCUUCCGAAAGAGAUGACCGGCGCCAUGGCCACCGUUCAACCCUACUUGGAAAGCGACGAGUCGUACACAUUAAGGAUAAGUAUCCUGGGGAUGAUGUGUGAAAUAUUAGUGAUGGAGUUGAAAGGAGAAGACCUGAGCGACGAACAGAGAAUACAAAGGGAUGACCUCCUCGAUGACUUGUUCGAACACCUGCACGACCAGUCUGCAUAUGUGCGACAUAAGGUUCUCCAAUACUGGUCUCGUUUGCAAAAGGAGAGCUGUGUGCCCGUCACCAGACAACAAGUCGUAUUGGAGCGAUCCGUGGGAAGGCUCCGAGAUAAGGCGGCUCUCGUCAGGAAAGCUGCCAUUCAGCUCGUCAAGAUCUUCCUGGAGUGUAAUCCGUUUUCGGCUCGACUCAAGUUGGACUCGCUCGAGGAGCAGCUCGCCGCGGAGACCGAAGCUCUCGAAAGUCUUCAGAAGAAGCUCAAUCCGGAUCCGGAUCCGGAACUGGUGAGAAAGUGGGAUGAAAUGGAGAAAGAUGUCGUGAAAACGAUUAAAGAAAAAAUGAAUCUAUUGACCCAAGACGAAAUGGAGUUGUCCCAGUCCACCGUAGACAAUUUGUAUCGAGCGAUUCGAGCCAGUUUGAGGGAAGAAAACUAUUAUAAGGCGUAUUUAAUAGUGAAGCACGUCGAGAGGCAACAUCCCGAAGCCAAAUUCCUGAGAUGCAGUCUGCCCAAGAGCGACCAGCUGGAAUACUUCGUGGCCCUGUUGCGGAAUAUGUACGUGACGCCGGAGAAAAGUCGUUCGGUUUCCGAGUGCGAAAACGAGAUGGCGCUGCUGAAGCGCACGGAAGAGAAGGAGAGCAUCGUCGCGUUUCUUCAAGAGUCCGUGCGCUUCUGCCGACUCAUCGCCGAAGCCGUUCCUGUGAUCGACGCCCUGCUGACCUCGAAGCAAGCGGGAGACGUCAACGAGGCCAUCGACUUCUUCACGGCGGCUCAUCAUUUCCACGUGGAGUCGGCCAAAGUCGGCAUUUCCAACAUGCUCGUCCUCGUGUGGUCGCGGGAUCAAGACAAACGGGAAGCCGUGGAGCGCGCCUAUCGGGAGAUGUACCUGGAGUGCGAGAGCAGAGCGGAACGAGCCCGAGCCUUCACCGUCGCCAAGAACCUGGUUUCCCUGCUUUGGAUCGUCGACCGAGACUCGGCGCUGGCUCUGCAGCACUUGGUGGAGAAGUGGGUGUCGAGGGGAGACAUCUCGCCCGCCGUCAUUCAGGUGUUCUGGGAAAUGUUUCUGAAAAAAAUCGACGGCACCACCGAUUCGGACGGGUACGCGGCCCUGUCCUUGCUGGUCAUGAUCGCCAAGGCCAAACCUUCCGUGGCGGUCGCCAACUUGGAGCUCGUUCGGUCUCACGGCCUCGCCGGAGACUACGACUCGCGGGAUCUGAGCGCUCAGCUGCUGACGUCUCUGGCCAAGAGAGACCGGAGACUCUCCGCCGACGACCCGAUCUUCGCGGCCCUCCGCGACAGCCUCUCGGAAGCGUUCACGACGUUCGAAGACUUCGUGUCGUUCGCCGCCAACUCCCUCGACUUCGUCUACGCCGCGUGCGACACACCCGACGUCGUCGCCUCCGAGCUGUUGGCGGAGAUGUACGCGCGUAUCGAAGAGCAGACGACCGACGCGGACGACGACUCGACCGACGUUCCCGCGGAGUUGCUGACGAGGUUCGUCUUCGUGUUGGGUCACGUGGCGCUGCAGCAGCUCAUACACCUCGAUAUAUCGGUGUACAGCGAACUGAGGCGACGCAACCAGGUUCGAGAGGAGCGGAAAGCGGAGGAGAAGAGAAAGAAAGCCGCGACUCCCGCCCGGCGCGGCAGAGCGCAAGACCUGCGGCGCCAGACUCUCAUGAAUGCCAGCAACGCCAGCGCGUCUUCCAGGGGCGCGCGCACUCCGAGCGUCGGCUCCGGAGCCCGGCAGACGGCCGACGGCACGAUGACCGAGGAGGAGGCGCUGGAGGGCGCCGUGGCGGACGACGCCGACGCCGAGUACGUGAGGGCCGUCUGCGAGAGAGACGUCGUGGGGCCGGGCACCGCUCUCGCCCGCUACGCCCCGCUCCUGCGCCACGCCCUGACCGCGCCCGGGACUCCGCAGCGGUUGCAGGUCGCGGCCGCUCUCGCCUACACCAGGUUCAUGCUGGUGUCGAGCGCCGUGUGCGAGGAGGGCCUGCAGCUGACGGUGACGAUGCUGAAGCGGUGCCGCGACGUCGCCGUCCGGAACAACCUCACGAUCGCCUUCGCCGACCUCACCCUCCGGUUCCCGAACCUCACCCAGCCGUGGACUCCGCACGUCUACCGCAUUCUGAGCGAUGAGGAUCCGGAGGUCCGCCGAUGCGCCGUGAAGAUGCUGUGCUUCCUCGUGCUCCACGAGAUGGUGCGCGUGAAGGGGCAGAUCGCGGACAUGGCGCUCUGCUGCGCCGACCCCGACCGGCGAGUGGCCGACAUGACCAGGCUCUUCUUCAAGCAGCUCUCGCUCAAGGGGAACGCGCUCUACAACGUGAUGCCGGACAUCAUUUCGAGGCUCGGCGAUCCCGAGCUGAACGUCGCGGAAGACAAGUACCGGGUCAUCAUGAGGUACAUAACCUCCCUCAUCCAGAAGGAUCGUCAGACGGAGGCGCUGAUAGAGAAGCUCUGCCAAAGAUUCAAACUGGCGACGGACGAGCGCCAAUGGAGGGACCUCGCCUUCUGUCUGUCCCUGUUCACCUACAACGAGAGGGCGCUCAAGAAGCUCAUCGAGAACCUCGACUGCUACAGAGACAAACUGCACUGCGACGGAGUCAUGGACUCCUUCAACACCCUCAUGAACAACGCCUCCAAGAUGGCCAAAAACGAAAUAAAGGCCUUAGUGACGGAACUGGGUGACAAAAUCGAGGAAUGCUUCGCGGUGAAGGAUAACGACGAGGAACACGGGAACAAACAGUCGGACGAAAGCGAACGCCCCGCCCCUAAAGCCACACCCCGAAGGAGACCCGCGCCGAGAAAAGCGCGAACCGAGUCGCCCAGCCCCGACGAGAACGAAGCCCCGAACGCGGCCGCGACGCCGCUCGGCGUCCGGAAGUCGGCCAGGAAACCGAGAGCCGCUCGGAAGAAGACCGACGACUGCGAAUCCGACGAGUCUGAUGAUGACGAUUUCCAGAAAAAAGAAGUCUUCAAGAAACCCUCCACGAGGAAGGGCACCCGGCGGAGAAUAUAA